AAUAGUCGUUGUUUGCGACCACCACAGCAUAACAACCCAAUCACCAUGAAGUGUCACAAGCGGCUUACGUUGGACAUCUGGAUACUGCUGGUGUACGUGCUAGAUAUCACCAGCGGUGGCAUCCAGCCUCAUCAGCCCUACGAUGGAUAUAAAUCAUUCCUCGAUACCAGCACGGCCCAUCUGCGCACGUACGUGGCGUCCGGUUCGGUUGCGUCCGGGUCCUCCAGCCAGUUCGGUGGCGUGCAUCACGCCCAACAGCAGACACCGGGGCAGAGCUCGCAAAGCAAAUGGGAGGAACCAUACUUUGACGACACAACGCCGAGGAAUGUGACUGGACUCGUUGGCAAAUCCGCUUAUCUGAGCUGCCGGGUGAAGAACCUGGGCAACAAAACGGUUUCGUGGAUAAGGCACCGGGACAUUCACAUACUCACCGUCGGCAGCUACACGUACACGUCCGACCAGCGAUUCCAGGCGACGCAUCACAAAGACGUCGACGACUGGACGCUGCAGAUAAAGUGGGCCCAAAAAAGGGACGCCGGAAUCUAUGAAUGCCAGAUUUCUACCCAGCCAGUGCGCAGCUACUUUGUCACGCUCAGUGUUGUAGUGCCAACGGCCACAAUAAUCGGUGGACCAGAUCUGCAUGUGGACAAGGGCAGCACCAUCAACCUUACCUGCGCGGUGAAGUACAGUCCGGAGCCGCCAGCGUACAUCUUCUGGUAUCAUCAUGACGAGGUGAUCAGCUACGAUUCGAGCCGUGGAGGUGUUUCGGUCAUCACGGAGAAAGGUGACGUCACCACCUCGCACCUGCUGAUCCAGAAUGCUGAUCUGGACGAUUCGGGCAAGUACUCCUGCUCACCGUCCAACGCAGACGUGGCCAGCGUACGUGUACACGUCCUCAACGUUCGCGCGGUCGUUUCAGGUGAACAUCCGGAGGCGAUGCAGACUGGUGGCGCCACGGCAGUCGUUUCGUCGGACGCUCUCUUGCUACUACCACUGAUCCUGCUCGCACUACUGCUCCUCACGAUAUCUCCAUCAGCAUCGAUGAGCGUCGUUUCGCCGAUUCCCAGUAGAAAACUCGACCGACAACCGACCUCAAGCGAACGAAAACUAUCGGUGACGUUGGCUUCAUUCGCCACCGGUGGGUGUAGUAGAGACCGAACGCUUCUUCAGCAUGGGGUAACUUCAAAUAUUCUCCACCACAUUGCCGUCACUGUAUGCAUCGACGAACGGACGUCCGUACGGUGUGAUUCUGCGAGAUGAUAAACCCCCCAUCGAUUUGGAACCGAGAGCAGUAGUGUCUGGCACCGAAACCAGGACAGGGGGUCAUAGUUUUUUGUUUUUGGCUUUCGUUACCAUAGAUAACUUUACCUUUUCUCCACUACUCUGAAUGCUAGAGAAGCAGCAAUCGUAGUUUUGCCAUGGGAGGGUACGUUCAUAAAUCCGUUCCAUGUCUCGGGAGACAUCGGGAGCGUAAGUGUUUGUGAGAGGAUGCGAUUUUCUCGCUGUCUAUUGUGACAGGUACUAGGUGAAAUGGUAGUAUAGCAUCAAGCACAUAUACUUUGGAAUCGGUUGAAAACAGAAGCAGAACAUAAAGCUAGUUGAUAGAAAUGUGGUUUUAUUGCAGUUGUUGGUUGAAAUUAAUUUGGUUUGUCUCAUUGUUUUCAAAUUGAUUGGCAUAUGCUAUGUUUUGAUAUUUUUUUCUCGACUGAACAUCGUAUAUUAUUUUACUUUUAAUGAAUCUUCAUUUUAUUUUGCUGCAAAAGAAGAGCUUUGUUUGCUCUAUAUAAACCACAGUCCUCCUGAAACAACCGAAUACGAACGGUACAAAUUUAACGAAUAAAACCUAUAGGAAAAAUAUUAUUUAAAUCUGUACUUACACUUUGAAAAAAUGAAAAAAACGAGAUCGUUAUCUUUCAUCUCACUAAUGCGAAUGUUUUACUAUAAUUUUUGUUUUCAGCAUUUAGAUAAAUCAAUCAAAUUGAUGAUAGAAUAAGUAAAAAACUGCAAAAUUGGUAGCACUAGGAUGACUGAGGAAAAGCAACUUUUCACUCACAGCAACUUUUCACAUUUAAGAAUAUGAAAAAAAAAACAUACAAUCCCAAGGCUCAUACACUCAACAAAACGUAACAACCACAUUAAACUGCAAAAUAGAAAACCCCUAAUCACUACACAACUAUUUCUACACCCGGUACAUAACAAAAAUACACACACACAAACAAAAACGACAGCAACACUCAACAACAAAAUGUCAUUAAAAAAAAACAUAAACAAAAAAACAAGUUGAAUGAUGACAAGCGAGAUUUUAAUCGUGGUGUAGUUUUUGAUGCAUAAAAAAAUCUAUAUAAAACAAUUUCAUGCAGGCAAAUUUGGAUUGGUCAAGUUGUAAAGUUUGCGGUAGAGUAUGAAAACAUUUGUGUGUGGCAAUUAGUACUGAAUGAGUUUAAUUUUCCUCUUUCGUUCAUUCAUCUUACCAACAGAGCUGUACUGUACAUAAUACUAUACGAUUAGAAUCUUUAAUCACUUCACUAUUGUUCCGAAAUUGCACACACACACAGAACAAGCAACGAAACAUUUUGAUGAAACGUAAAAUGGGAAGCAAUAUGAAUGAAUGCGGUCGAAUAGAAAAAGACAAAUUUUGCGAAUGUAUUUGCAAAAAGCAUAAAUGAAAGUUGUUACUAGUCUUUGCGUGUAGCAAAGAUUUAAAAACAAAUCACAUCAUCGGAGGAAAUUAAAUGGAAAUCGUUUAAAAUAGAUCUAAUGUUUGAUUGCCAAGCCCUAGGACAAUGCCUUUUUUCAGAUAAUUUAAAAUUCUGUGGCUUUUCCUGUUCCACACACCAACUGCCCCAUUGCCAAGAUUCCAAGAAAAUUAAUUAUUUAAAAAGGAUAUGUGAAUCAACACACCACCCGCAACGAAGUUUAUUACAUUUGGUUCGACUAAUUAACUCAUCAUGAUCAACAAAAAAAAUAUUCUCUGAGCGAAAUCAAUUGCGAAACAAUUUGUUCAUAAUCAGCCCAUUUAUGGAAACCCAUUAUAAUGCCAUUGGCAGAUCCCUGGCACGCUUCCAACCUUUCUUCCCACGCGAGGACCAUUCUACCACCCCGAUCAGAAAGCGAGCAUGAUAUAACGCUGGCACACAGUUUCAGUUAACUGCUGUCGGGUUGUUUGUUUUUUUUUUUAUCCAGAUAAUGGGUGCGGUUUUACUUAUCUUUCGCUCUUUUUUUAUAAUGUCGUGCAAUAGCAGCGCUUAUCGGGUAACCAUUUCGACAUCAGCUGGAUCAGUGCCGUAACUACCACAAACCAAAAUCGCUUCUCAGUGGGUUUUCCACCACACACACUUCAAACCGUACGAAGUGUGUGUGUGCGUGUGAGUGGUUGUGUGCAGGCUUUUCAGUAAGAGUUUGUGGUUACGAAAUCGAGCAGAAAUGAAGGCAGAGAAAUAAAAAUGAUCCCACCGUCUCGAAAGAAAGAUUUUUCCUGUGUGUGUGCUUGGUGUUCGGUUUAACAAUCAUCGGGAUGCGGUUCGGCGGAAGUGGAAUGGUAUAAUAGCGAAGGAGAAGGGAUGGAAAACAAUUUCCGAAAAGCGUGCACCACGACGCUCUACACGCAAUCGCCACACGAGACACGCCUGGGACGCCUUUCAAUAUCAUUAAAAAAAUAUUGAUGCAUUAAUAAUUGAUUCGGUUUUUCACUCCUCUGGUCGUCUGCGUAUGGCUUCGGCUACUCUGCUUCUAGCGUUGACCAAAGACGGGCUUUACUUCCGGCUCAAGCCUGUUUUUUCACAUCACGUUCGUUGCGUUCGUUUCUGUUCUGUGCGAGAUUUUAUACCUUCUUCUACGCUUCGUAUCACUUACAGACGAAAGCUCCUCCAAUAACGAUUCAAAUCAAGCCUCACCGUAACGAAAUACCGAAAAAUCCUAACCCAAGCAAAGCCUAAGCUACGUGUGUGCCCACUGGCAACACGGAUCCUUCUGAAUCAUUCAACAGUAAAAGCCACCCUUAACCGACACCUUGUAGGUGUUGGGAGAAAAAUGUAACCCUGUAGCUCAAAUAGCACGUUUUCUUUAGCGGAAACGUUUCCCCACGGGAUAGCACGGCGUACUUGUGCAAACGAACGAGAACAAAUCAUUUCACUCAAGAUCAUUCCGCCCUGCGCCUAAUUCGCAAAGCUUUCGCAUUCAAAACAAAACACAAGCUAAGAAUAAAUUGAGUAACUUUGCAACUUUUGGCAGCCGGUGAAAUGGAAUGAUGCGAAUAUUCGCAAAUGAUUCUUCAACUAGGAUCGCUGUUGAAUGCGGACUCGGAACCGGGAGGGGAGUGGAGGAUGCUUCAUGGGAAAUUGAUAAGAUUGCUUUUAUUGCACAAAAGUGACGAUCGCAGAAAGGUAGGGCUGGAAAGCUUCGAUCGAAAUCCAGAUGCCACCAACCUUAUCCGUGCACAGUGAUGAAGAAGAACUUAAUUGGUGUUUUUGAACUUUCGGAAAAUUGGUAAGAAAGUUGAGGUUUAUAAUUGAAACCAUACAGCAGAGAAGGCAAUCACAACCGCAAGCCUGGCACGGUGGUUCGAGGAAAAGUUUAAUUUUCAUACUGUCGCGGUUUAGCUAAUGAAGAGUUGAUGAAACGUGCAGCAUAAAUAUUGAAAAGAAAUUUAAAGACGGAUGUAGAUAAAAGUGUAUAAAGUUAGUAUAAUACAGGAGGUUAUUGGCAUGAAUUCCACUCUAAAAAUACACACACACACUUUAUUUACAGUCAAUCAGCAAGCAUGAAGAUUGAAGUUGGAGGAUAAAUAUCCAUUUUUCGUUGAAUGAUGGGAAAUAUUGACGUUAGCAAAAUGUGUACAUAUUACAGUUGGAAGUGGAAGUUAAAUAAAUCCAAUGCAUACCUACAAAAAACCGUAAUAAUGUAUGAUUUUUUUGUAAUCAAGCAAAGUUAUGAAGAACAGAAACAUAAUAAACCCGAAAAACACUUCUUGAAUCUUGAAUUAAGUGCAUAACUGAAUAAGAGAGCUACUCCAAAACCAUUCCAAUGGGAAGAAUCGAAUGCGGAAAUAAAAAAUCAUUCGAAACAUUUGUAAAUAUCACUAUGUAAACUACUUCUUGAGUAAAACAUUAACAUACCGACUAAAAACACCCGCAGUGGCUCGCACAGUAUAAAAUCACAUCAGUUACAAACAUAAGAAAAUGAAUAGCGAAACAGCAAAACAUGACGUACAAGAGCAGUUGUAUAUUUGCGAUCAAAAGUGGAGACAAAAAAAUAAUUUUGAACCCGUUCCAAAGGAUUGAGGUUUAAAUGCUGUGAACCUGACAAAGAACGCGCGAAAGUGUGAGUGAGAAGGAUAGGGCAAACCCUGCAAGAGGGAGGCAAAAAGCAGAAUGUACUGUAAAGCGAACAAGUGGCAGACAAGUAGAUUGUGAAGUGGUUUGAAGAAUGAUUAAUAAAUAUAGCAUCUGAGUUGAUUAUAAAACUAUA
Molecule: messenger RNA, 5466 nt
Organism: Anopheles arabiensis
Lineage: Eukaryota; Metazoa; Arthropoda; Insecta; Diptera; Culicidae
Product: hemicentin-2-like
Exons: 5
Coding region: 46-1260 (404 amino acids)
Biological process (GO): synapse organization
Cellular component (GO): neuron projection membrane
Source: RefSeq, a predicted model, not a curated record